This is a messenger RNA of Oryzias melastigma (Indian medaka), 2436 nucleotides long. Its product is annotated as dihydropyrimidinase-related protein 5. The transcript has 14 exons. Gene Ontology annotation, molecular function: hydrolase activity, acting on carbon-nitrogen (but not peptide) bonds, in cyclic amides. The record is from RefSeq and is a predicted model, not a curated record. Gene Ontology annotation, cellular component: cytoplasm; cytosol. NCBI's taxonomy places the organism in Eukaryota, Metazoa, Chordata, Actinopteri, Beloniformes, Adrianichthyidae. The coding region runs from base 139 to 1842 and encodes 567 amino acids.
CCGGUUCGGACGCCGCUGAUUGGCUGCAGCCGGUCCGUCGCUGAAGGAGCAUCUGCGGCUCUCGGCGAGCAGCUGUCCCAGCUCAGUGUUAAGGAGCUCCGGGGAGAGAAGCUGAAGGAAUCCGCGCACAGAGGGAUCAUGGCUGCUAACAUGGGGUCCAUGCGCAUACUCAUCAAGGGAGGAAAGGUGGUCAACGACGACUUCACCCAGGAAGCAGACGUUUACAUUGAGAAUGGCAUCAUUCAGCAGGUCGGAAAGGAGCUCAUGAUACCAGGCGGAGCAAAGGUGAUCGACGCGUCCGGGAAACUGGUGCUGCCGGGCGGGAUUGACACCAGCGUGCACCUGCAGCAGACCUUCAUGAACGCCAGCAUCCAGGACGACUUCUACAGUGGGACCAAGGCGGCUCUGAUGGGUGGUACCACCAUGGUGAUGGCGCUGGUGCUUCCCGAACAACACUGCUCCCUGCUGGACGCCUACGAAAAGUGCCGCGCUCUGGCCGACGCCAAGACGUGCUGCGACUACUCUCUGCACGUCGGGGUGACCUGGUGGGGGCCAAAAGUGCAUAAUGAGAUGGAGACCCUGGUGAGGGAGCAUGGCGUGAACUCCUUCCAGAUGUACAUGGCCUACAAAGACAUGAUGAUGCUGCGAGAUUCCGAGCUCUAUCAGACGCUGCAGACCUGCAAGGACAUCGGCGCCAUCGCUCGAGUCCACGCUGAGAAUGGAGAGCUGGUGGCAGAGGGUGCCAGAGAAGCUCUGGAUUUAGGCAUAAGUGGACCAGAGGGGAUAGAGAUCAGUCGACCAGAAGAGCUUGAAUCUGAAGCUACUCACAGAGCCAUCACCGUCGCCAACCGGGCCCGCUGUCCCAUCUACCUUGUGAAUGUCUCCAGCGUCUCUGCCGGAGAUAUGAUUGCUGCUGCUAAGAUGCAAGAUAAGGUAGUCCACGCUGAGACCACGGUGGCUCAUGCAGUGCUCAGUGGGAUGCAGUAUUACCACCAGGACUGGGCUCAUUCUGCCGCCCACGUCAUCGUCCCUCCUCUCCGCCUCGACCCAAACACCCCCGGCUACCUCAUGGGCCUGCUGGCAAAUGACACGCUGAGCGUUGUAGCAUCAGAGCACCGUCCCUUUAACAUCAAGCAGAGAGCUCUGGGUAAAGAGGAUUUUACCAAGAUCCCUCAUGGCGUGGCCGGCGUCCAGGACAGGAUGAGCGUCAUUUGGGAGAGGGGAGUGGUCACAGGAAAGAUGGAUGAGAACCGUUUUGUAGCCGUGACAAGCUCCAAUGCAGCAAAGAUCUACAACAUGUACCCGCGCAAAGGCCGCAUCAUCCCCGGGGCCGACGCUGACGUGGUGGUCUGGGACCCCGAUGCAACAAAGACAAUCUCUGUGACCACUCAAGUUCAAGGUGGAGACUUCAACCUGUACGAGGGGAUGCGCUGCCACGGAGUUCCUCUGGUCACCAUCAGCCGGGGUCGUUUGGUGUGCGAGAACGGCGUGUUCAUGUGCGCCGAGGGAUCCGGAAAGUUUUACCCGUUGCACACGUUUCCUGACUACCUCUACAAGAAGAUGGUCCAGAGAGAGAAGACUCAGUCUUACAAAGGUGUUGCCCGGGAUCCCUAUUCUGGUGAUGUAGCCAAGGUUGCAAACACAAUUAAAAGGGAGCUUGGCCUGGGACCCAUUGAUGGAGAAUCCUCCAACAAAGGUGCUGUCCGCGUGCACCAGGGAGUCCGGGACCUCCACGAGUCCUCUUUCAGCCUCUCGGGCUCUCAGGUCGACGACCACAUCCCGAAAAGGUCCUCAGCUCGGAUCCUGGCCCCUCCUGGUGGGCGCUCCAGUGGGAUCUGGUAAUCGUCGGUGCCGAGGCUUCAACCAUCUAGUGUUUCUUAGGUUCUGAACUACCAAGAAAAACUGCACUGCUUUUUCAACCACAGGGGUGGAGUCAAACUGGAAUAGAAGUCAAUCGGAUGAUCAAAUUUGUGUGUUAUUUAGGUGAAGUCAAGGGCUACGAGAAAUUUUAAUCUCUUGAUAAAUUCCAUGCUUGCAAUUAAAGCGCUCGUCAUCAUCGCGCUCUUGGGAAGAAGAGCAACCCCACCUGUGAGAGGCAGAAACCAGUACAGUUUUUGAUGGUUCAAACUGGAGUGAUGUCGACCGGAUUAUUUAAAAACGAAACAAAAAAAUGUGAAACUGUAAUUUCUUGCAAACUUUUCACACACCGACAUGCGGUACACCGUAGCUUUAGCCUCAUAUGAAGAUGUGUGCGGGUUCUGUGAUCCAACCACCCACUCUGCCGGGCUUCCUGCUGCUCCACUCGCCGUGUUUUUGUCCUCGGUGGACCAACUCCACCUUGUGGUGAUGAAAUCCAAAUGCUUCAAACACCGUCGGAUCUGGCAGAACUCACCGCUAAUCCACUCACUUUCACCGGAAAUAAACAAGUGCACUGCA